Molecule: messenger RNA, 3569 nt
Organism: Gasterosteus aculeatus aculeatus (three-spined stickleback)
Lineage: Eukaryota; Metazoa; Chordata; Actinopteri; Perciformes; Gasterosteidae
Gene: traf7
Product: TNF receptor-associated factor 7
Biological process (GO): ribosomal large subunit assembly; Notch signaling pathway
Cellular component (GO): nucleolus
Molecular function (GO): zinc ion binding; protein binding
Source: RefSeq, a predicted model, not a curated record
UACUACACGUCCCAGAACACACCGCGGCAUUUCAGCAGUGUGUGUGUGAGGCUGAGAGAGCGAGAGUGAGUGAGAGAGGUUUAGAUUUAGGAAUUCGUCUGCAAACUUGGUGCUGCAGUGUUACGGAAAAAUGGCCUAGCGGUCCAGCUAACUGUUUCCUGUUCAUCCGUGUGUUCUUCUUCUUGCUGAGACUCCUCGCUGCACCCGAUACUUCUGAGCAGCAGCCUCCACAGCCAGACCCCCCCACCUGAGUCUGGCCACAGGCGCAGCAGGAUGGAGGCUUCAUUCGGCUCUACCUUCUCAGCUGUGGCACCUGGAGCAAAAGCAGAAGGGUCCAGCAGCUACAAGCAGCACAGAAGAACUCCCUCCUCCUCAAGCACUCUGAACUACUCUCCCCGGGAUGACGACGACGGAAUGCCUCCCAUUACUCCUCGGAGGUCCGAUUCAGCCAUCUCAAUCCGAUCCCUCCACUCGGAAUCCAACAUGUCCCUGCGCUCCACCUUCUCUCUUCACGAAGAGGAGGAGGACACGGAGCCCCAGGUGUUUGCUGAGCAGCCCUCCGUAAAGCUGUGCUGCCAGCUGUGCUGUAACGUCUUCAAGGACCCCGUCAUCACCACGUGUGGGCACACCUUCUGCCGACGAUGUGCCUUGACUUCAGACAAGUGUCCCGUGGACGCCGCCAAGCUGACGGUCGUGGUCAACAACAUCGCGGUCGCCGAGCAGAUCGGAGAGCUCUUCAUUCACUGUAAACACGGCUGCAGGGCUGCGGCCAGCGCGGCGGGAGGGGCGGCGGCCUCCCCCUCCGCGGUGGCUGGAAAGCCCGGGGGUUACGAGGUGGACCCCCUCGGCUGCCCGUUCACCAUCAAGCUGUCCACGCGCAAAGAGCACGAGGCCAGCUGUGACUACAGGCCGGUCCGCUGCCCCAACAACCCGUCCUGCCCCCCGCUGCUCACCAUGAACCUGGAGGCUCACCUCAAAGAGUGCGAGCACAUCAAGUGUCCACACUCUAAGUAUGGCUGUACGUUCAUCGGUAACCAGGACACUUAUGAAACCCACCUGGAGGUGUGUAAAUUUGAGGGCCUGAAGGAGUUUCUGCAGCAGACUGAUGACAGGUUCCAUGAGAUGCAGCUGACUCUGGCCCAGAAGGACCAGGACAUUGCUUUCCUGCGCUCCAUGCUGGGCAAACUGUCUGAGAAGUUGGAUCAGCUAGAGAAGAACCUGGAGCUCAAAUUUGAUGUGUUGGAUGAGAACCAGAGUAAACUCAGCGAGGACCUGAUGGAGUUUCGUAGAGAUGCGUCCAUGCUCAACGAUGAGUUGUCCCACAUCAACGCCCGGCUCAACAUGGGAAUCCUGGGAUCGUACGACCCCCAGCAGAUCUUCAAGUGUAAAGGGACCUUCGUUGGCCACCAGGGUCCCGUUUGGUGUCUGUGUGUCUAUUCCACCGGAGACCUGCUCUUCUCGGGGUCCUCAGAUAAGACGAUCAAGGUGUGGGACACCUGCACCACCUACAAGUGUCAGAAAACCCUGGAGGGACACGAUGGCAUCGUUCUGGCGCUGUGCAUCCAAGGAAACCGGCUGUACAGUGGCUCCGCGGAUUGCACCAUCAUCGUGUGGGACAUCCAGACCCUGCAGAAAGUCAAUACCAUCCGUGCCCAUGACAACCCUGUAUGCACGCUGGUCUCCUCCCACAACAUGUUGUUCAGCGGCUCCCUCAAGGCCAUCAAGGUGUGGGACAUUGUCGUCACGGAGCUGAAGCUGAAGAAGGAGCUGACUGGUCUGAACCACUGGGUUAGAGCACUGGUGGCCUCCCAGAACCACCUGUACAGCGGCUCAUACCAGACCAUCAAGAUUUGGGACAUCCGCUCUCUGGAGUGCGUUCACGUCCUGCAGACCAGCGGGGGCAGCGUCUACUCCAUCGCCGUCACAAACCACCACAUCGUCUGCGGCACCUACGAGAACCUCAUCCACGUGUGGGACAUAGAGUCCAAAGAGCAGGUGCGGACCCUGACGGGCCACGUGGGGACCGUCUACGCCCUCGCCGUCAUCUCCACUCCGGACCAGACCAAAGUGUUCAGCGCGUCCUACGACCGCUCACUCAGGGUGUGGAGCAUGGACAACAUGAUCUGCACCCAGACUCUGCUCAGACACCAGGGCAGUGUGACGGCUCUGGCCGUCUCCAGGGGACGCCUCUUCUCUGGAGCCGUGGACAGCACCGUCAAGGUGUGGACGUGCUGAACAACCCGCUUGUUCUUCAGGAGUCCAGUCAACUCUUUUAUCAAUGGUUCCCUCUCCACAUGAUCUCCUCCCCCACACCUGUUUCUUUGAUUGAGAUUCAAACCCCACAGACCAACAACAACAACAACAACCGCCGCUUCUGUGGCGCCGCGCCGGGAAGCGCUUCAGGAAGUGAUGCUUUUAAAACUUCAAACGAGCCGACCGGCGCCGUCGACUGGAUCAUCGGCCUCGAGGGUCAACUCAAGGUCACGCUCCUGACGGGACCUCAGCCCCAGUGCAUUAUGGGUCACAAACAGGAGGAGCAGGCUGAAAGUUUCCCAAAACCCACAUUGAAAAAAGCUGCUGCGCUCAUGUUAAACCCAGCUUAUGAACUCCGGACCUGCUUCCUGCGGAAGGACGCGGCGUGUUACGCGAUGCCUCGUACACGCCGCCCAGAAAAGUCUCCGGGCUGGUUUCACACACGGGGAGCGACGCCACACCUCCAGGAAUGAAUGUCAUGCUUCAAACGCACGGACGGCACAGACGCGUGAAAAAGAAAACGCGAAGAUGAGGUGCCGACUACCGGUGAGACCCGACCCACGCGUCAGCUCGGGGGGCAGAGCUUGUACGAGGUUCUUAUUUACAGUCGGUCUGAGGUCACGCUUCUCAAAGCAGAGCAGACCAACGUGUCCCCUUUGUGGUGGAACCGGCCUGAAUGAAACUACCUUUUAAGAAGAGAAUGAUGGAUGUAUAGAUUUACCGACUUUUAUAAGCGUGCCAUGACAGAGCUGUAUCCAGAGCCAUUUAGGGUUGUACAGGUGUAUAAAGUGAGAUGUUGGACCCGCCCACGACGAUGACUCACACCGACCUCCGUCACGGGGGCUCUGACGGCCCGUGGAGGUUGUUGUUUAUAUGUGAGUGUAUUUCAAUGAGUGCCAAAUGUCCAGAUGGAAGGAAGGAAAGGUAUUGUCUUUUUGUCCCCUCUUUCUGCCCCAAAUGAACAUAACCACAGAUUCAUGUUUUAUAACUGUAAUACUCGACCCUCAAAAGUCACAAAUGGCAAAUUAAAAGAAAGCGCUGUUGAGCUAAAGUCCCGCUUUCCUGGAUUAUGGUUCCAAACCCAUAUUGGGUUAAAAAUAGUAAAAUAGACUAAUUUUAAGACCAUGUACAUCCAUUUUGACUGGUGGGCUAAAUGCGGUUUUUACAGAUGUUCUCAAUGAUGUUGCCUUUAUUUAGAUGCAGAAUGUAGCCUCAGUGAAGCGUCGCUGCGCUCACAGUUCCAGUGAUGCCGUGUAUACUUGUAAUCAUGUAAGCCUGAGUUGAUCAUUGAUCAAUAAAACUGUCGUACACUUUCA